Messenger RNA from Tetrahymena thermophila SB210, 642 nucleotides. RefSeq lists its product as hypothetical. Lineage: Eukaryota; Ciliophora; Oligohymenophorea; Hymenostomatida; Tetrahymenidae. Gene Ontology annotation, cellular component: ciliary base. The record is from RefSeq and is a predicted model, not a curated record. The transcript is spliced from 5 exons.
ACACUAUCCACCAAAUUUUAGCCAAUUUAAUUAAAUUAUAUAACUAUUAAAAAACAAACAAAUAAGUAUUUAUUCUAAAGAUAAAUAAAUUGUAUAACAUCCGUUUCUAAAGAUUUUCUAAUUAUCAAAUUAAAAAUGGCAGAUAAAUCUAGCUAGGUUAAAACAAGAGAUAAAAGCCCUGUUGCAGAAAUGAUCACAUGGUCUGAAGUUAUCAAAAAAGAGAAAUCAAAAUAAAAAAUUUAUGAGCAUUUUACUAUAAAUCCUAGGAAACUUUUUUUGUAUUCUGACAAGCCAUGCGAAAAUGCACUAGUUGAAUAAAAAAUGUAGCAUUCUCAAACAAAAAAUCCUUUCUUAGAUAUCUCAAAAACAUCUGCCCUUCUUGAUUCACUUAAAUCUCCUGAACUUAGCUAAGAUAUUUUGUCCAAGCUUACUACAAUCAAUUAAACACCAGGAUAAAAAUAUAAGUUUCCACAAACAGCUAAUUAAGACAUUGGUUGGUUCAAUUAACACUCUAGAAGUUUAAGCCCUUAAAGAAGUUCAAAUUAAUUUAAUUACCCAAAGAAAACAUGCAACGAGACUAAUUAUGCAAAUGAAUACUAUAAUAUGUUACGUGUAUCACCAUUUUCUAAUAAAUUCAAAUGA